Molecule: messenger RNA, 1128 nt
Organism: Paramecium pentaurelia
Lineage: Eukaryota; Ciliophora; Oligohymenophorea; Peniculida; Parameciidae
Source: the annotation of a GenBank genome assembly
AUGAUACUUCAAUUCAAAUGUGAAAGAUUACAUUAUAUUCUAAAUACUCACUAUAUUGUAACAGUAUAUAAUGACAAACUGACUAUUGGCAAUAACGUAAAGUUUGUAUGUUUAUAUAAAUUAGAGUCAUCCUAAAUAUGAGUAUAAAUUUACACUUGAAAAUAUUUUACACUGGUAUGUGGACAACCUAAAGCUUCAAGCUUUUGGAAUCGAGUACAAUAAAAUAAUCAAGUUUUUUAAAGCCAAUAAUAAAGAUUUAGAAUAAUUGAGAAGCUUGUGUAGGAAUCUCAUAUGUUUUGAUAAUAUUGUCGAAUUAUACAAAUAAAUCGAUAUUAAUGACCCAUCAAAGUUAUAAGAUUAAAUAUCCCUUUAAUUAUGCAGCAUGAAAGUAUUAAGCUAGUAGCAGUUGUUAAAAGAGGUUCCAAUAGUUAGAUAAUUGAAUCAUCAUGGAAUAAUUUCAUACCGUGAAUGCUUUCAAUAUAAAAAUCAAUAUUAUAUUGUAACAGAAUUUGUUGGAGGAAUAACAUUACAAAAAUUCAUAAUUUAAAAUCCUAAGUUGAGUCAUCUAUAAUGUAGAGCAAUAAUACUUGUAUAUAUUUUUGUUUUAUAGAAGCAACUACUUAAGGCUGUGAAAUAUUUACAUGAACAUUACGUCAUUCAUGCGACAAUCGAUAUUUGUCAGAUUAUCUAUAAAUCAGAUUUUAUCAAAAUUAUUGAUUUUUCUGAAGCCAUACACUCCAAUAUAAUAGAUGAUAAGGAUAUUAAGAAUUGUGGACGAAUUUUAUUUCAUUUGUAUUAAGUAUCUUGAUUUUAUUUAGGUAUACUGCAAAAGAAUAUAAUGAAAAAGAUCAAGAAUUAAAUUAUAAAUAUCUUUAAAAUGCAUAGACACCUAAAUUAGCAUAGGAACUUAUUUUUAUUAUGAUGUCUGAUAAAAAUAUAAGUAUUUCUAUGAUUUUAGAACAUCCAUAUUUCUCAUUUUCUUUAGAUUCAGAAGAGAGAAAGAAAAGAUUUUAAAAAUUUUAGAGAGUAUAAAGAUCAACUUCAGAAAUGGAUGAAAAUGAUGCUAUUUCUUAGAGUAUACCAGAAUUGUAAACAAAUAAAAGUAAAUCAUUAAGAUAAUUAAUGUGA